Exophiala bonariae is the source of this 1176-nucleotide messenger RNA. It is a transcript of the gene AMT16, whose product is annotated as Phospho-2-dehydro-3-deoxyheptonate aldolase amt16. Gene Ontology annotation, molecular function: 3-deoxy-7-phosphoheptulonate synthase activity. The transcript has 4 exons. Gene Ontology annotation, biological process: aromatic amino acid biosynthetic process. The record is from RefSeq and is a predicted model, not a curated record. Lineage: Eukaryota; Fungi; Ascomycota; Eurotiomycetes; Chaetothyriales; Herpotrichiellaceae. The coding region runs from base 1 to 1176 and encodes 391 amino acids. Gene Ontology annotation, cellular component: cytoplasm.
AUGGCUACUUACUACAUCAACAACUCGCAUGUCGGUGACAAAGAGAGCUCAGAAGAUUGGCGAAUUCGUGGCUACAACCCUCUCACACCGCCCGAUCUUCUUCAACAUGAAAUCCCUCAGACAGCUGCCUCCAAGCAGACCGUGCUACAAGGACGUGAUGACUGUGUCGCCGUCGUCCAAGGCACCGAUCCUAACCGACGCCUGCUCGUGAUUAUUGGACCUUGCAGCAUCCAUGACCCCGUCUCAGCACUAGACUACUGCGACCGUCUGCUGAAGCUGAAAGAGAAGUACAAGGACGACCUGGUCAUCGUCAUGCGAUCCUACCUAGAGAAACCCCGCACUACCGUCGGCUGGAAAGGCUUGAUCAACGACCCCGAAAUCGAUGGCAGUUUCCUCAUCAACAAGGGCUUGAGACUUAGUAGGCAGCUCUUCGUCGAUCUGACCGCCAAAGGUAUGCCACUAGCCUCUGAAAUGCUCGAUACCAUCUCCCCCCAAUUCCUCGCCGAUCUCCUCUCCAUCGGCGCCGUGGGCGCUCGAACCACCGAAAGUCAGUUGCAUCGGGAGUUAGCGUCCGGGUUGUCGUUCCCUGUGGGUUUCAAGAAUGGUACAGAUGGUACAUUGGGUGUCGCCAUUGACGCCAUCGGUGCCGUGCGCCACCCACAUCAUUUCCUCUCCGUCACAAAACCCGGCGUUGUCGCUAUCGUAGGCACUGUCGGGAAUGAGGACUGUUUCGUCAUCCUGCGUGGCGGUACCACGGGGACGAAUUUCGACAAGGAGAGCAUCAGACAGGCCAAGGAGAAAUUGCAGGCUAAGGGUCUUGCUGCCAAGGUCAUGGUCGAUUGCUCACACGGAAACAGCGAGAAGAACCAUGCCAAUCAGCCCAAGGUUGCAAAGGUCAUCGCGGAGCAGAUCGAGGCAGGUGAAGAGGGAAUCAUGGGUGUCAUGAUUGAAAGUCACAUCAAUGAAGGAAAUCAAAAAGUCCCCAAAGAGGGCAAAACCGGCUUAAAGUAUGGUGUCUCCAUCACCGACGCUUGCAUAGGCUGGGAAGACACCGAAUCUGUACUAGAAGUCCUUGCAUCGAGCGUAAGCAAAAGAAGAGAAAAACUCGGCCCUAAGAGCGCACCAAACGGUACAUCGACGAAGAGCAACGGCGUCACGGAGAACGGACAUUCUUGA